This is a messenger RNA of Vanessa atalanta (red admiral), 2783 nucleotides long. Its product is annotated as cyclic nucleotide-gated cation channel subunit A-like. Gene Ontology annotation, molecular function: intracellularly cAMP-activated cation channel activity; cGMP binding; intracellularly cGMP-activated cation channel activity. The record is from RefSeq and is a predicted model, not a curated record. The coding region runs from base 287 to 2353 and encodes 688 amino acids. Gene Ontology annotation, biological process: monoatomic cation transmembrane transport. Lineage: Eukaryota; Metazoa; Arthropoda; Insecta; Lepidoptera; Nymphalidae. The transcript has 8 exons. Gene Ontology annotation, cellular component: intracellular cyclic nucleotide activated cation channel complex; plasma membrane.
UGAGAGCGCUAGUCUUCGGAACUCCAGCGUCGCACAUAGUGAGCUACGAUAAGGCCGUUCUGUCCAUUCGAGAACACCUCGAUGGUGACAUCGUAUCAGUAAUUACUAGUGCUGACUAAAUUUACUUUAAUUGGAGUUAGUGGCGAGGCGGUGUCGUGACCCAACCUUCUACCAAUUACAGAUAAAGGAUCUUUCAUUUCACGAAGGUUUUAAUUACUCAAUGUCUUAUAAGAACUGCAAUGUGAAUGUGUAAGAAUUAGUCGAGUGAGUAAGUCAGUUUAGCAACAUGAGUCCGGUUUUUACUAUACAGAAAAUUGGACUCGGGAUGUCUACGGGACAGCCGCCUAAAGAUGAUGAGCCAGGAUGUUUUCGACGGCAGUUUCACCGGAUUACUCGCAAUGUCCGCCAACGGAUUAGUGGCGAGGGUCGAUCGAAACCACCCGAUUGGUUCCUUGAUAAGUUUUCGACUCAAACCUUCACCGACCCCGAAGAACCACUGUACCAGGCAAAACGAUCCAAGUUCCUUUGUGGACUUAAACUGGCAUUCGAUCCAACUGAACAAGCGCAUUAUCGGUGGCUCACUAUCGUCUCCCUGGCCAUACUGUAUAACGUCAUAUUCGUUAUUGGACGAGCGGUUUUCUGGAAGCUGGACGAACUCACCACCAUGUGGUUCGCGGUCGAUUACCUCUGUGACAUCAUUUACUUCAUCGAUACGAUUAUACAUGCGCAUGAAGGUUAUUUAGAACAAGGACUCAUGGUAAAGGAUUCUCAUUACCUUAGGAAAAAUUAUAUGAAAUCCGACGCAUGGCCCUACGAUGUUCUCUCCCUUUUACCGACGGACAUAGCUUACUGCUGGUGGACUCCAGGAUCCUGCAGCUACGAUCGUUUGCCGUGCCCUGUUAUUGUGCGACUUAAUCGGAUAUUUCGCCUGCCUCGAAUGUGGGAGUGGUUCGACCGCACCGAGACCGCGACUAGUUUUCCGAACGCUUUUAGAAUUUGCAAGGUCGUAAUGGCAAUCUUAGUCCUGAUUCACUGGAACGCAUGCCUCUACUUUGCGAUCAGCUACGCUAUUGGAUUUGGCACUGACAAUUGGGUAUAUAACAUCACCGGAGUUCAGAAUGAAACGUUGGCACACCAAUAUAUUUACAGCUUUUAUUGGUCAACGUUGACGUUGACCACUAUUGGCGAGACUCCCCAACCAGAAAUUGAUGUCGAGUAUGCAUUUGUAGUGGCAGACUUUCUGGCAGGAGUUCUUAUUUUUGCAACUAUAGUAGGCAAUAUUGGUUCCAUGAUCUCUAACAUGAACGUGGCGAGAGUUGAAUUUCAAAACAAGAUGGACAGUGUGAAACAAUAUAUGGCUUUUCGAAAAAUAACUGGUGACUUAGAGGCAAGAGUGAUCCGCUGGUUUUCCUACACAUGGGCGGAGAGUGGAGCUUUGGAUGAAGAAAACGUAUUAUCAUCUUUACCGGACAAACUGAAAGCCGAAAUCGCUAUUCGGGUUCACCUCGAGACACUGCGCAAAGUACGGAUUUUUCAAGAUUGCGAGCCCGGUUUGCUUGAAGCUUUGGUGCUGAAAUUGAGGCUGCAAGUAUUCAGCCCUGGUGACUAUAUAUGCCGCAAAGGCGACGUUGGCAAGGAAAUGUAUAUCGUGAAGCGGGGUAGGCUUCAAGUGGUAGCCGAUGACGGUACAACUGUCCUUGCUACUCUAAGUGCAGGAUCAGUUUUCGGAGAAGUUAGUGUUUUGGAGAUUGCUGGUAACCGCACUGGUAACAGACGCACAGCUAACGUCAGGUCAUUGGGCUAUUCCGAUUUAUUCUGUCUGGCUAAGAAAGAUUUAUGGGAAGCUCUUGCAGACUAUCCAGAUGCCAGGGCUACUUUAACUGCACGCGGUUGUCAAUUACUGCGUAAGGACGGACUACUCGAUGAAACUAUAUUCGAAAACGCUCAAACGACCCAGCAAAGCCUAGAGGAUACCGUUCGCAAAUUGGAAUCUACUGUUAUUAGUUUGCAAAAUCGUUUGCAAGUAUUACUGGCUGACGUUGGAGAAAAACAAGCAUUGUUGAAGCAGAGAUUAAAUAGACUUGAGACAAGGGCAAUCGAAGCUGAAAAAAAAAUGAACUCUCUUGAUCCAGAGGAAUUACGCCAUCAGAUUGUCAGGUCAUGUGAAGAGACAGAAACCAUUGGAAAUGCACAAGGGGGUUCUUUCAGGAGCUUGAACCAGCCAGCCGGUCCAGCUAGGGAACGAGGACACUCCCUGAGUGUUGAGCGUAGCCCAGGUCUAUUGAAUGUCAAAACUGAGCCGAGAAGCAAGUCAUUACGACUGAAGCGGAUUCAAAUUGAUGCUUCAAAGUGAAUCUGUACAAUCGUAAAGUUUGAUUAAUUUAGAAAUGUUAUUGUUGGUUUAGGAGAGAGUUUUCGAAAAUUUACGUAUUUGUAAAUUAUUUUUGAUACCUGGAAAAGGCUUUAUAUGAAAACGUUUGGACUCUAAAUUUAAGAGAUGAUUGUGAAUUAUACUUUCGUGAUGGAACACGGCUUGUGUUGGUGCUGAAGGGAUAUGUUAGAAACGUAUUUGAUUAUAUAUUUUUUUUUUAAUUUUGAUUGUUUUCAUACCAAACAAAUGUUAUGGUAUGAAAAUAAAUGUCAAAUAAAUGUCAGCCAGUGGUUUUGAAAACGUAUUAAUCGUUCGAUAUUCAUCGAGAUUUAUUUAAACCUAUGUUGUUUUAGAGCUCUAUUCAAAAUUCGAUGGUAGUGAAGAUUAUUCCUGAAAGUAAUUUUAGCUGAUC